Paramecium sonneborni is the source of this 7890-nucleotide messenger RNA. The record is from the annotation of a GenBank genome assembly. NCBI's taxonomy places the organism in Eukaryota, Ciliophora, Oligohymenophorea, Peniculida, Parameciidae.
AUGAAAUUACUUUUGUUAAUUACUUUGUUAAUUACCUACUAUACUCAAGAAGUGUAAAAAUAUCUGAAAAUUGGAUGUACAGAUAUUUAAAAUGGGGAUUGUAAAAAGUUGUGUGAUCUUGGUUAAUUUGAAUGCGAUGACUUUCUAAAUCUCAUUUGUGAAUAUGGUUAUUUCAACUACUAGAAUACAUGUGUUCAAUGUCCUAAAUAAAAUCUGCAUGAUAUAGCAGUAAUAUAUUGUGGCGAUUGUAUUGAUAAUUCAAAGACAUGGGGAAAAUACAGAUUAUGCACUUAUGAUUUUGUAAUAGAAGGAGAUGAUAAAAAUAAUGGUGCUUACAUUAAAAGAAUCAAUUAAUACAAAGAAUUAUACGUUGUUGGAAAUGCUACUACUUAAUUAACCUGGAAUAAAUCUAUUUUGCGUGACACAAGACGUUAAUAUGAAACCAUAAUUUGUAGUGGAUGUGACACUAUAUGUACAUCAGCAUCCAAUCCCUUUUGCAAUUCCUUCUCAAAUGAGAUAGAUAUUUUAGUUUAAGGAAUUACUUGUUUGGAUGGAUAUUUUUUCUUAAAUGGUGUAUGUAUAGCUUGUGGAACAAAUUGUUUAGAUUGUUCAGAUAGAAAUAAAUGUGAUUAAUGCUUUUCUGGAUAUUAUUUAAAUGGCUAUGUUUGCAAUUAAUGUUAAUCUAAUUGUUUAGAUUGCAUUCAAUCAGACUCACUUAUUAAAUGUUAUUCAUGUAUUAGUCCAUAUAUCAUCUCAAUUAAUAGGUAAGUUUGUGAAAGCUGUGGUGAUUCAUGUUUAAGAUGUGAGUAUGUAAGUUAUGAUUAGUUAACAAAAUAUAAAUAUAUCACAAGAGACAAUGUAGAUCCUGCUUAAGAUGACAUUAAUAGAUAUAUUAAAAGAUGCAGAUAAUGUGAAGGAAAUUAUUUGGUUGACUACAAAGGUUAAGAUUGUGUACAAUGUUAAAUCAAAGGUUGUUUAAAAUGUUAUUAUACAAUCACCGUUUCUGGAGAAACAAGAUCUACUCUUGAUCUUGACUUUAAACCUAUGUAACCAUAAGAACAAGCCUCGAAGUAGCUAUGUUAUACAUGUUUAUCUGGAUAUGUUUUAAAUGCUGAUAAGACCUCCUGUUUACCAUAAGCACCUUCCUUACCUGUCUCAGAUUGUCAUUUUUAUGGAGGUAUCAAUAACAAAUGUUAAUAAUGUUAAAAUAACAAGAUUUUAGAUCUCGAUAAUAAUGCUUGUCAACCUGAUUAAUGCUAUACAUAAAUCAAAAAUUGCUAGAAUUGUUAUCAAUUUAAAAUCAUUAAUAUUGCUCAAUAUAAAACAUUUUAUCAUUGUAUUAAAUGUGAUGAAGCAUAUUAUCCUGAUUUUUUUACAGGAACAUGUUUAUAAUGUCCUAAUCAUUGUUCUUCCUGUUGGUAAUACUCUUAAACAUAUAAUUUCACUCUCUAUAACGAAAUUCCAAAGAUAAUUCCAGACAGAAAAAUCUAUUAUACAGAUGGUGCAAUCAAUAUAUAUUGUUCAGAAUGUGAAGAUGGAUUUUAAUUAUAUAACAAUAAAUGUUUAGGAUGUACUAUUAAUUGUAUCAUACCUACAACUGGAUUAGUUACUUAAAAAUCCUCUUGUCUAUAUAAAUCUACUAAUGCAUUAUGUUCUUAAUGUUAUGAACCUUUGUAUCAAAAAUCAUUAGUUUCUGAUUUCUCAGAAUGUUAAGAAUGUCCUAAUUACUGUUUGGCUUGUCAUGAUCGAUAAUAAUCUGAAUUUCCUAAUAAAUACUUUAAUCCAAGUAGUGAAAUUUUACUAAAAUUUAGUAGAUCAUGUUAUAAAUUGUAAUCAAUAGUUGGUAAUCCACUAGUAAUUCAUUAUAAUUCUUUUUUAAAUAUGCCUAUUGGUUGCAAUACUGAUUGGCCUUGUAGAUAUUAAUAUGAUAUUGAUGUAACGUUGUUCUGUGAUGUAAAUGAUUAUCUUUCAAAAUUAACAAAUUCUAGAUCAAAUGCUAAAUAUUAUUAUGAUCUUACUACAUUCUAUACAACAAAGAGUGAAGAUGUUGCCACUAUAAAGUUUUCUAAUUUAGAAACAUUAGUAUUUUAUGAAACUUUAAAUACUUUACCACUUGAAAUCCUUAAUCUUAAUUUAAAAAUUAAAGGAGAUAGUUAAAAUAAAUGUAUUUUCUCAAAAUCUACUACAAUCCUAACUUAAUUUCACUAGAAUGUUUUCUCAUUAACAGAUUUCACAUUCACCAUUAUGAGUGACUCCUAACUACCUUUAAAUUUAUAUAUUAAUGGAAAUUUUACUCUAUUUAAUUAUCCUAAGAUUGUUCUCCAAAAUAUUAAUAUAUAUACAUAAGAAUCUAAAUUCAUUUUCAAAUUAGACUUAUGUUCAAUAUUAUAUCUUUAAAAUAUUUAAUUUUAGAAAUCUUCAGGCACAUCAGUUUAAAUUCUAUUUGAAUAUUUAGAUGAACUUUAAAUGGAUGAGGUAACUUUUGAUAAUUUUACAGGUUUUGAUGAUUUAAUUUCUUUUUCUCCAACCAAAUAAAUAAAAAUGAAAAAUGUUAUCCUUAAUUAAUUAAAAUUAAGUUAACUUCAUUUAAUUGAAAUGUAUCCUUAAACUUAUAUAAAUAUGGAAAAUAUUUUGAUAAAAAACUCAAUGUUUUUUGAGUUCUUUUUUAUUGGUGAUUUAGAACCUAAUGAUGAAUUAAUUGGUUCUACAACUAUAAAUAAUCUUUAAAUAAUUAAUAAUACAUUUAAUAAUUCAUUUAUUUUUAAGACUUCAAAUAGUGAGAAAUUCGUUAUGAAUAAAUUUAUAUUUAAAGAUAAUUUAAUCUAUGAAUCUGAAUUGAUUAUAUCUAAUCAUUUUAAUUUUAAAGAUGCUUUAAUUUUAAACAAUUUAUUUGGGAAAGGAGCUACCUUGCUUGGAACUAGUGAUGAAAUAGAUGAAAAUUAAUUAUAUACUUUAACUUUGUCUAACUUUUCAUAAAUUCAAAUUAUAAACAACACUUGUUAUCGAUCUUUAAUAUAUCUAAAAUCUCCUUUUAAUCAAAAAUAUCAAGUAAUGAACAUAAAAAUAGAUUCUUUAUAUAUUAAUUAAAUUUAAACUUCAAUUGAUGGUACUUCAUUUAUAUAAAUAUUAAAAGUAGGAUCUGUUGUAAUAAAUAAUUUAAUAAUAAAAAAUCUCUUAAAAGUAAGAGGAAUAGAAAUUUAAUAAAUAAGUUGGGUAUAGAUUAAUCAAUUUUAAUGUGAUUCAUCUGAAUAAAAUACAUAGAUGCCUGUUUAAGAAGAUUGCUUUAUUGAAAAAGAAUUCAAUUUAUAUUGCUUACAUAUUGAGGAAUUUGAUAGAGGAGUUUACUUAUAGGAUGGAAUGAUAAAAAAUUAAUUAAAUGUUGAUUCAUCUUUGAUAUACAUUAAAUCCUAUGAUUAUUUAACUAAAAAUACUGAGAAUGAUAAAGAGUUAGAUGAGACUAAAUUUUUUUUUGGUUUAACAAAUGAAUUAAUAAGUUUGAAAAAUAUUAAAUUUUAUAACAAUACUUUGGCUGUUAGAGAUCCAUAGAUAAAAAUGGCAUCAUUAGUAAUAGAUUCAACCUAAAGAUAAAGUGUAAUUUUAGAGGAUUUAACAUUUAUUGGGAAUCAUUUACAUCAACUUCCUCCUUCAGUUAAUGUAGAUGUAGUUACUUGUAUAAUGAUAGAUUCUCCUUUGGCUAAUGUGAGUAUAAGUAAUUGUGAGUUUCUUGAUAAUAGAGCUACAAAAUCUAUUUUAGGGAUUAUAAAAUUUAUAACAAAUAGUGUGUAAAUGUAAAAUAUAAAUAUGUAAAACACUAAUGUAAUUUAGAUAUAUUAUGCUGAUAUAUUGGAAUAACAUUAACUUUUUUCGUAAGAUGAAAAAGUAGAAUAAAAAAACAUAUAAAAUUACUUUGAAAUUUAAUCUAUUGGAUCAAAUAUACAUUUUGAUUGUGAUAACAUAAGAAUUUAAAGUUUAACAAUUAAUAAUUCAGUAGGUUUAGAUGGUGCUGGUAUGUAUAUAGUAGGAAGUGAUAGUUUAAAUAUUUCAUUGUCUGAUGUGACAAUGAAGAAUUUGAUUUGUUCUUUGAAAUAUGAUUCAUCUGGUUGUGGUAUCUACAUAAACACAUAGGUCUCAGAACUUAAAAUAUAGAUCUAAAAUUUAUAUAUGGAUAAGAUAAUUGCAUAUUAAGGAGCUGGUAUUUAUAUCUUAAGUUCAUAAUUAAAUAUAAAUGUAAGUAUUUAAGAUUCAAUUUUUCAUCAGUGUUAAUCGCUGGAGUCUUAAGUAUUUUAUUUUAAGUAAUAGACAUUAACUUCUAAUGUUCCUAUAAUAACAUUCGAUAAUUGUACAGUAUAUAAUAACCAUUAUGACAAUUAUUUAAUGAAUAUCAUAGCACUUAGACAAUAAAUAGAAUAUGAAGCAAGAAUAUAUGACUAAAAUCAAUUAAUUUAUAUUGAUUAUGCAACAGUCACAAUUAUAAAUUGUAUUUUUACAAAUAUUUCAUUUACCACAAUAUUGAAAUUGCAAAAUAUCAUUUUAUUAAAUAUUUUGGACACUCAUAUUAACAACAUUUAAAUUGGAUUUUCUAAAUUAAUCAAUUUAGAAUUAAAUACUUAAAUUGGACAUAUUUCAAUAUCUGGAUUGAUAAUAGAGAAAGUUAAACCUUAUCCUUAAUGGUAUGAGUAACAACUUUAAAAUGAGAAAUAUCCUGAAUAAAAUGAAACCUUAUCAGAGACUGAAAUGGAAAGGUAAUAAUGCAUUUAAGAAAGUAAUUUUGAGUACAUUGUCAAUCUUGAUACUGUUUCGUAUCAAAUUGAUACUACAUUUAUACCAAGAAAUCCGAUUGAAUACAGUAAAUUUAAUACGACAUAAUAUAAUUACUAUAUUCAAAAUGAAAAUAUUUCAAUAAUCAUCUACUUAUACUCAUUAUUUAUUUUUUAGAUGGGAAUUUAAUCAUAUCCUGCAUUGUUUUAUUUACCAUCAGUGAAUAUUCAAGCUGAUGACAAUUAAAUUCUAUCUCAUUCACUUUAUGUAAGCAAACUAUUCAUUUAAUCAAUAGUUUGUAAUAAUUGUUAUUAUGGUUUAUUUUACGUCAAAGGCAUUAAUGGUAGAGCUAAUAAAAGCAUUUAAUUUAAUGAAAUUAAUUGUCUCAAUAAUUAAAUAGAUUAAUAUGGAUGCAUUAAUUUAUAAGGUUCAUCUUUAGACUCUUUAAAUAACAAAAGCAUUUAUACAAUUAUAAUUUUAAAUAGCAUAUUUAUUAAUAAUAAAGCUAAUUUAGGAGCUGGUUUGAGUGUAAAAAAUGUAUCUCUAUAUCUUAUAAAUACAUCAUUUUAUGACAACUAAGCUAUUAGUAUUGGUGGAGCCAUCUUAUUCUAGUAAUAAGGAUAAUAGAUUUAUUUAUAAGAUGUAGUAAUUUAAGGAAACACAGCAGAUAUUGCUGGUGGAAUCUAUAUGAAUGGAUAGAGUUUGCCUAAUUAUGAUGUCUAAAUUUCAGGUAAUUCAGGUAGGAGUUUAAUAGAAGAAAUACCAUAACAUUUGAGUAUCUCAAUGAUUUAAGGAAUUAUUCUACCAAUUUCUAUAUUUGAUAUUAAUAUUGAUGCAGUCUAAAUGAUUUUAAAUUUACCUUCUGGUCAAAGUAUAUCAACAUACAAAUUUUACUAUCAUCCAACUUAAGAGUUAGUCCCAUAUGAUUGGAUUUUCAGAAUUAUUAAUUUAGAUAGAAAUUUUAAUCCUGUCUUAACAGCCUCAAUUACUGAUACUUGUAAUAUUACUGCUAGAAUGUUAGAUUCUUAAAACUUUGAUAAAACUACUAAAUUCCUUAGUAAUUAUACAUUGCCUUCACUUAUUUCAUUUGGUAAUGAAUCCUUCAAUCUAGAUGACUUAAUUAUUAUAUUUGAUCCUUACUUACCAGAAUAAUAUUAUCUGUAAUUAAAAUUUUAAUGUUCUACGAUCAAAUUGCCUAUAGAUCCUUAUCCUUAUUAAUAUUAUGAUACAAAUUAUGCAUUAUAUGUAAAUCUUAAGACAUUGCCAUGCUAAUUAGGAGAAGCAUAUACAUAAUAAAAAUGUUAAGUAUGCGGUAAAGGUUAAUAUGCUUUAACAAAAGAUCAAUUAAUAUGUUCUAAUAUGGAUGUUAAAUCAAUGUAGGAGGUGACUCCAAUUAGAAUAAAGUUAUAUUCUGGAUAUUGGAGAUAUGAUAAUAAUAAAGUAGAGUAUUGUUAUAAUUUGUAAGAAAAUUGUAAUGGAGGAUGGAUUCCAGGAAAUCCUUCAUGUUAUACAGGACACAUGGGAGCAUUGUGUGAAUCUUGUGAUAUAUAUGGAAUUAGAGGAGAAUAAUUUAGCGUUAGUACAAAAUACAAAUGUGGAUAAUGUUCAGAGACAUAAUCUAACAAUUCUCUAACUAUAGCAGCAAUAUGUUUAUUCACUUUAGUAUAAAUGGUUUUGUCUGUAAGAGGGAAUUAUUAAAUGAUAGAAAAUUUUAUUAAAGAAUAAGUUUUGCAAUCGAUAGGAGUAAGAGUAAAUACAACUUAAGCAAAUUUAUCAAUAUUACUAAAAAUAAUGAUAAACUAUUUUUAGAUCAUCAGCUCUUUGGGAACAUUUAGAAUAUCAAUUCCUACUGAUUUAAUAUCUUCUGUUGAUAUAGUUGCUAAUCCAACUCAAUCUAUGGCUUAUUCUUUAGAUUGUUUUUUAAUAGAGAUUGCAUUUACUGAGAUUUUAUAUUUCAGAAUGAUUUGGGGUUUAAUGAUGCCUCUAAUUUAUUUAUUAAUCUUUUUUUUUGGAUAUUUAUUUGGAAUUUUAAUAACAGUAUUACCUGCAAGAAUGAAUGUAGUAUAUACAACUUUCAUCUAUAUGUUUAUUUAUCUAUAACCAACAUUCAUAGGAGGUUUUAUUGCAUUAUUAUCUUCAAGAACACUAGGUGGUGUAGAAUUUGUAUAAUCUGAUGUAUAAUAUCUUUAUGAAAGUAAUUUACAUUAUUUUUGGAUGGUAAUAUUCGCAGGCCCUAACAUAUUUUGUUGGGGUGGUAUAUUUCCAUAUGUCUUUAUGCAUUUAAUCAGAAGAAACAGAGGAACUUUAAUGAAAAUCGAAACUCGUAGAAAAUAUGGUUACUUUUACAAUGAAUAUACAUAACAUGCUUAUUUAUGGGAAUUCGUUAAAAUCUUUGAAAAAUAAUUUGUUUUAAUGGCUCUUACUUAUUACGAAGAUACUGUUAUUAUCAAAGGUCUUAUGGUAUUUAUAAUAGUAUUUAUUUAUGGGAUUCUUUCUUAUGAAUUUCAACCUUACUAGAGUAAAAGACUUAAUUAUAUUGAUCAAAUGUCUUCCGCAGUAUGUGUUUUAUCUCUCUGUUUAGGAGUUCUGAUAAAGGCUUCUUAGAGUGAAAACAUGGAAUACUUGUAAUUUAUUAUGUUUUCCAUUAUUGGUAUUCUAAAUUUACAGUUCAUAUUUAUACUACUUUAUGAAGUUCUUCGUGGUUACAUUGAUAAAUUUGAAAGCCACAUUGACAAAUUAAGAGAUAAAAUCAAUUAGAAAUAUCCGAAUUUAUAAAAAUAUAAUUGGAUUCGUAAACUUCUUAUCAAUAGAGGAGAAUUAAAAUCAAAAAUUAAAAUGCUCUGGUCUUAGCUCCGUUAUUAAACUCAUAAGAGAAUUAUUAAAAGAAGGUAGGAUAAGAGUAUACCAUUAUUUGAACCAAGAUACCAGCAUGCAUACAAUGAAGAGAAAGAUAUCGAUUCUAGAAUAGAUUCUAAAGCUAAUUCAAGAUUAUCUGUUAUUGAUAUAAACCAAGAGGAACUAUAGUAAUUAAAUAAUUUAAAUGCUUCAAAAGUUAAAGCAAAUUAAAUAUAAAAAGUUUACCCCUUAGAAAAAUAAAAUAGCAUUAUGUAAUUGACAAAAAAGAGAAUAUGA